This is a messenger RNA of Paraglomus brasilianum, 1677 nucleotides long. NCBI's taxonomy places the organism in Eukaryota, Fungi, Glomeromycota, Glomeromycetes, Paraglomerales, Paraglomeraceae. The record is from the annotation of a GenBank genome assembly.
AUGCCACUAUUUAGGAACGAACACAACAAAUCUUCAAAGAAGCACAAAUUCAAACCGCGAAUUCUAAAUUUGAAGUCACUUUACAACAAAGCAUUCGGUCGUCAAACAUGUGUACUUGCACCUUCUCGUCCCGCUUCGGGGUGCUAUCAAUCUACCACUCGAUUAAUAGCAAGUUCCAACCCACCGCCACCAUUACCUUCUGACAUUCUUUAUUAUAUAUUCUCAAUGAUGGUAGAAAAGAAUCUAAAGACACUCAAUACUUGUAUAUUGGUAAAUAAAUCAUGGUGUGAACAUGCUUUACCCAUCUUCUGGAGAGAGCCAUUUAGAGGAGGAGAACCGAUUUGUGUAUCUGUAGUUGACAAUUAUAUUGGAUGUUUGUCUAACGAGGAAAGGGAUGCAUUAGAGGAAUGUGGGAUACGACUGAGAAACUACAAGGGAAGGUCAUCGUGUAUUAAUUAUGCACAGUAUUUGAGAUUCUUGAGUAUGGCUGACUUGUAUACCGUUGUAAGAGCUUGGACAGAUCGAACGCAAAUUAGAAGAUCUCGCAGACACAGCCGCAAUACGUACUCCACAUACACACUUGCUCUUAACCUUGGUCAAAUGUUAUGCAAACUCUUUCUAAGCGAUCGAGCGAACAUUUUAUCGCUUUCCCUUGAUUGGGGCCGUGGAUAUCCAUCUUGGCUAUAUGCUGGCGGAUUAACGCCCAACCUUACGCGUCUUCGUAAACUUUCCAUACACCACAUUAACGAAUGGUCAAUAUUCUCGCACUUGGCCAGUUAUGCGGUAAAUAUCCAGGAUCUUGAGAUUCUUGAUUAUUCAUUGUCAUCUCCUUCACUACAUAAUGAAGAAGUUAGCCUCGCCAAGUUUAUUGAAUGCCAAAAUAGAUUGACUAGAUUCAAAUUGUUUGGAUAUGGGACACAUCCAACAAUGAUUCCGUGGUCAUUGAGGAGUCAGGCAAAGACGUUGAAAUCAGUGGAGAUUAUUCAUAUAAAUUUUAUUUCCGAUGAAAAGAAAGGGCCGUCGUUGGAAGGAUUAGCUGACUGUGUAUGUUUAGAAGAGUUAUGCAUACGAUUCUGCACGGAUGCCAAGAGAGAUCACUUGCUGCCCUUGCAUGGAGCAGUCUUUCCUUAUUUGAAGAAACUACACUUUGUUGAGUCCACUGUUGCGUGGGAAGAGUUGAUGAUAUCAUUAAUUAUAACAAAUGCGAAUACUUUAGAGGAAAUAUUAUUCAAACCAAAGGCGGGUUCAGUUAUUGAAACGAAUGAGCCAAGUGUUUUUGGUACUGUUGUACGAUACUGUCCAAAUAUUCUUGUGCUUGCUGCUCCAAUGACCAAGAAUCAACUUCCGUAUCUGUAUCAAUUACUGCGUUAUUCAUCCUGUCGUCUAACGAGUCUAAGUCUGUUCGCUCCAGACCGUAGUAAACGAUGCAGCAAUCACGACUUUACAACUGAGCUAGGUGCACUGCUACCAAAGACAUUGAAACAUUUAAAUUUGUGUAUAUGUAUAGGUAUUAAAGCAAUGCAAGUGUUUCUCAAGGAAGCACCAAAGAGUUUAGAGACUCUGUAUGUUGAGGGAUGGACUUCUUUUAAUCCAGUACAGAGACGAGUGGCAGAGGAGUAUUUAGCAGGAAGUAACCGAAAAGAAAAUGCUAUCCAGUUUCUGAAAUAUACUAUUUGA